AUGAAUCAACCAAAGUUUUUGCCAUUGGAUACUAGAGCUGCUACAACAUCUUUGAGGCAACCGAAAGAAUUACUUUCGUUUUCCAGAACUUUUGAUGGUGAAUAUGUCAAUGAUGAUUCGAGUUUGAGUUAUUACUUCUUGCCAGAUUCAGAUAUUGAUACAAAUAUCGAUUUAGGGGCUGGUUUCAAGAAGUUCAAAAAAUUUGAUGAAGAAAGAGAUGGUGAAUUUGUUGGUUUGCUAGGUGCCAUUAAGAACUAUGAAGAGAAAAAUGAUACAAAAGUUAAAGCAGAUAUAAUCACAUGGAGAGGUAUAAUGACAAAAUUGAUGACUUUGCAUCAAAACUUGAGAGAUCCACUAGACUUAAAUGUUGUGUAUUUUGAUGGUCAUAUAUUCAUGCAAGAGGAUAAAGCACUAAAGAUGUCUCGUGAAAAGAAACCAAAUCUUGAACACCAAAAAUUAAUGUAUUCUGGUUAUAAAUUUGAAACGAUAGCCACGCUGCCUAAACCAUUAACAGAAGCUUCAAGAGCAAUGAUUGAUAAAAAUUCCAAGAAAAUUACAAAUAACUGUGAACAGUACUGCUCAGUUGUUAAGACGGGGAUUGGUAAACAAAGGAUAAUAAUUGGUGGUGAAGUUGACUGUGUAUGGGAUUAUAAACCUGAAAGCGGUAACCCAUUAUCUCAUUAUGUUGAGUUGAAAACUUCAAAAGCCAUCAAUGAACCAAGUCAAUCUGUCAAGUUUGAAAAGAAAUUAUACAAAACUUGGGCUCAAUGUUUUUUAUUAGGUAUACAAAAAGUGAUUUAUGGAUUCAGAGAUGAUAAUUUGAUUCUAAGAUCGGUGGAACAAUAUAAAGUUGAUGAAAUUCCAGUUCUUUUGAAAAACAACCCUGUCAAUACAAAUCCAAGAAAGAUCAAUUGUAUCGAUUCAUUGAAAUGGUACGGUGCUGUUGUUGAAUGGAUCGUUAAAAAUGUUCCAAAAGAAGAAUCAAAAGCAUUCAGAUUAAGUUAUGACCCAUCAACAAAAUUAUUAUCAUUAUUUGAACUAACACCAGAUGUUGGUUCUAGUAUCCUUGAAGGAGGUUUGCUCACAGAGGAUUUCAAGAAUUGGAGAAUAAAUAGAAGAGACGCCAAAAAGUGA
Molecule: messenger RNA, 1134 nt
Organism: Hansenula anomala
Lineage: Eukaryota; Fungi; Ascomycota; Saccharomycetes; Phaffomycetales; Wickerhamomycetaceae
Gene: RAI1
Product: decapping nuclease
Exons: 1
Coding region: 1-1134 (377 amino acids)
Biological process (GO): nuclear-transcribed mRNA catabolic process; NAD-cap decapping
Cellular component (GO): nucleus; cytosol
Molecular function (GO): mRNA 5'-diphosphatase activity
Source: RefSeq, a predicted model, not a curated record